UCGUGUAAGAACGUUGUCACAAGUUUCCGAGGAGUUAUGCUGACUUACAAUAGCGGAUUUCGUUACUGAGUGUUGCACAGCAGUCAAAUUUUAACUUUUUUCAUAAGAAAGGAAAGUGAAAGAUGAAACAUUGUACUUUAGUUUAGACUUUACAGAUUUUAAUUCUGAGUUUGGUUUGAAGAGAAAACUGGGUCCAAUUUCGACUGUUUGAUACAGAUUUUUUCUGCAACUUCAGUAGAAAGAACAGUAUUUGGAUGAGCUAGCUAUUUAGGGACCCUUUCUGUACACCCAAUCAUGCUGUAAAGUGUUUUGAAUGUCUAAAGUUUUCAGCAACGUUUAGUGUUCUUGGUCUGAUUUUCUGUGAGACAUUAGUUCGGCUUCUUUCCGUAAAAGUUAGAAACAUCCAACAUGUGUUAUGUCAUUGUGACUUCACGAACUUUGUUAUGGACGUUACUAACAAUAGCGACAUCUUUAGCCAUGGUAGCGGCAGUUAUUACACCCAGUUGGUUAAUUGGGUCACCCAGAAAGCCCGGUUUAAGAUCAAGGUCACCUACCCCAGGGAACAAUGAAGAAAUGUAUUCUCCAACGUUAGGUAUAUAUAACCGGUGCACAAAGAUUCAUCAAGUGGACCAACUAUUCACAGAUAGCUGUGCACCGUUUGUAACUAGCUUUGGAAUGCCUUCUGAAGAGUUCCCUAACUUUUGGAAGGCGGCUUUGGUGUUUUUCGCUUUUGGAAUAGGUCUGAUGGUGUUUACUGUGUUUACGUCAGUAUUAGGAUGCUGCAUUCGUAGUAUUAUCAAGAAGAGUAUUUUCACCAUAUCGGGAACAAUACAGGCUAUUGCAGGUUUGUUGUUCAUCUUGGGAUUAGUUCUUUAUCCAGCCGGUUGGGGAAGUACACGAGUGCAGCUCGUUUGUGGUGAAAGUGCACAACCAUUUCUAUUGGGAGACUGCAGGUUGGGAUGGACUUUUUAUUUGGCCAUUGGAAGUACAAUCGUGACAUUCAUAUGUUCUGUGUUGUCAGUCCAAGCAGAGAUCUCCACAUCUUCAGAUAAAGUACAAGACGAAAUUCUUGAAGGGAAAAACUUGAUUUGUCUGUUAUAAUUUUGUUGUUGGAAACGUUUGAAAAAAUAAUUGGUAACAUUUCAUCGGAUGCUGUGCCUAGAUUUGAAAAAUCUCACUGCAGUUAUGACAAAAAUAGAUGGCAGCACGUUUUUCUAAUGCCAACUAUUUUGUAUAAAUUUACAUUAAAGAAUUGUGCAAAGCGACAUAAUUUCAAGUAAUUUGUUAUACCAACUUUAUUUUAAAUAGGAGUUGUAAAGUUUAACAUUUUGUUGCUGUAUUGAAUUUUAUAAAAGCAUUCUUAUCAGUGUAGACAUUUUAUUCAAGUAAGAGCUGUCAUUAUUAAUCAUGUUAACAAAAGUUGAUAACAGUAUUUCAAACAUUAACUCUUACUUGUUUGUGAUAUUUUUUAUGAAUAAACUUCCAAAGAAGUCAUUAAAGUGAUGGUUUUAGAUAGUUUUCAAUGAUUGUCAUGCAUUUCCUUUGUAGACACCAUUAUCUUGCGCAGAGGUGAAAUUCUCAAAAAAAAAGUAGAGGUACUCAGCUGGGUGAAGUGAACCCGUUUUUGAAAAAGAAAAAAAAUCUACGUGUAAACACAAAAAAACGACAAAGCAGCUCAAAUAAGUCCUGGUACUAGUACCGCCUUAAAAAAAAAUAAGAUCCGGUACUCAGUACCGGUGAGUAUCGGCAGAAUUUCACUCCUGAUCUUGCGCCCAUUUCUUUGAAGUCUACUUAAAUAAUAUUUUAAUAUCAUUUGCUCAUGUUUUUGCAUCAUUGGAUGUUCAUGUGACAAUUUUAAUCAUUCUUUUCUCUUUUUCAGAGUAUCUUAUACAUUUGGUGAGUAAACGGCUCUUAUCUCCAGUAAAAUUAACGAAUAUUUUAUUUUCCUGGAGAUAAGAAACAUAUAAUUAUAAAUGACUAGCUGAGUAGUGUUGUUUGAGUCCGAAUUUGAUAAGCUUUAAUAUCUUGUUUUCAUUUGCUUUAAAAGUCACAUUUUCAAUACUUUACAAACAAACUUAUGAACGUUUAUAUUUAUUCUGUUCUCACACGAAUCAUACGAUAUGUAAUAAGGUAUAACAAUGAAGUAAUGGGAGACUAUAACGUUGAAGAAAUUCCCAAACAGAAAUAAAGACAGUGUGGUGUUGGAAUGAAAUAGCGUGUCAUAAAAUACUCUGUGGUUUUGUACUCGUAAAACAAUUUCCAGGAGCGAACUAAAAAGGAUAUUUAUUUCCUAGUUAUAUAUCAAUGUAUACUGUGUUGUAUAAGAUAAUUGGCAAUUUAGAAAGUUACUGAAAUCUGUAAAUACAAAUUGAUUUUUUUUUUACAUUUUCUCGAAAAAAUAUUUACUUUAUACAAGAAGUUGUAUUAAAAUAUACUCAACCUUUAUACAUUUUGAAAUGUACAAAUAUUGAAACAAACGUAAGUAAAAUUAUUAAGUUAAGAUUAAAAAGAAAUCUCAGAUUGCUAAGUUAGA
Molecule: messenger RNA, 2533 nt
Organism: Limulus polyphemus (Atlantic horseshoe crab)
Lineage: Eukaryota; Metazoa; Arthropoda; Merostomata; Xiphosura; Limulidae
Product: lipoma HMGIC fusion partner-like 2 protein
Exons: 5
Coding region: 409-1101 (230 amino acids)
Cellular component (GO): membrane
Source: RefSeq, a predicted model, not a curated record